UUUAUCAAUCUUCUUCAGACUUGUCUCUGACUAGUUCAAUUCUUGUCAGACCGUGGCUUUCCGGGCGAUUAUUAUUUAAACGUCCUGCCCCGCGCCUUGCUUUUAUCUGGAAAUCGCAAGAAAGGGUUGUUUUCAAGGGUUCUUCUUCUGUUGAUCUGUGAAUGCUUUUUUUUUCUCUUCCUAAUUGGAGACUUCUUGUUUACAAUCUUUUCUUAUUCGCCGCGACGUCCUUUUACCAGACGAACAUAACGGUACAUACAUAAGCGACUUAAUAUCUCCUCUGAUUAUCUAUAUACGCACAACUUAAUCCUACGAAGCCACGAAUAUAUUGCAUUGCAUUACUAUCCAAAAUGUUCUGGAAGACAGCUCUCAGUCUCCUUUCCUGCGCUCUCGCUGUGUCUGCCAUCCCACAGCAAACACCAUCGCCUUCCUCCUCCUCUUACUACACUCCAAGCUCUUCAGUGACUGUCCCGCCCUCAUCGACCAUCACACCGCCGCCAGCCACACUCAGCUGCUCAUCCGGAUCAACCAUCCUAUACACAACAGACUGCACGAUGGGCUUCCCGAUCUCAUACUGCCAUAGUCCCGAGCCCCCAAUCCAGUGUUCGUCAGGCUACUAUCCUUCCGUGUGGCACCCGGAACAUUGCGUCGCGGAAUCAACAUGCUAUCCGGUUGAUUCGCCAUACAUUACCACGAAGUGCUCGAACGGUGGAACCCCUUACACGACUAGCACUCUCUACGAGGGCACUCUGGCUGGCGGAGAGUCAACGACUAUAACCAACGUCGGCUGCUCCUGCGCCGCCAACCAAUGGUACAGCAUGACUCUCGGACCCGGUGGCUCGACCGUCGACACGUACUGUAUGCCUCACAGCGCGUGCCCGGCUGGAAUGAGUACUUCCGUGAGCACGAAUAGCUACUGUGCCACGGCUCCAGCGAGUGCUUGCUCGGACAUUCCUCUCACGACGGAUUUUUGCGUCUGCCAGAACCCAACUGCGACGGCUGUUUACCCAUCUGGUGAUGGAGCUGUCGCGACUGGGUGCGCGUGAUUUGUAUAGUUGUUGUUGCUGUUCGUUUGGAAUGAGGGAGUUUAGUUGAUCAUGAUGAUUUGAUGAGAUACGAACGCGUGGGAUUUAAUGGUGCGGUAAUUGGUAUGUAUAUU
Molecule: messenger RNA, 1159 nt
Organism: Paecilomyces variotii
Lineage: Eukaryota; Fungi; Ascomycota; Eurotiomycetes; Eurotiales; Thermoascaceae
Exons: 2
Coding region: 351-1046 (231 amino acids)
Source: RefSeq, a predicted model, not a curated record